Molecule: messenger RNA, 1488 nt
Organism: Chironomus riparius
Lineage: Eukaryota; Metazoa; Arthropoda; Insecta; Diptera; Chironomidae
Source: the annotation of a GenBank genome assembly
AUGGAAACACCUGUGGAAAGUCAAGAGCAUGUAGGAUUGGAUAUGAAUUAUUUUUUUGACGAGAUUUUGAUUGAAGUAUUUGGGAAUCUUGGUCUACGGAUGUUGAAGAACUGUAGAUUGGUCUGCAAAAGAUGGGAUGAGUUGAUCAGCAAGCAUCAAAACUUCUUUGAAAAUUAUCAAACAGUAUUAAGAACUUAUGAAGGUUGCAAGAACAUUGCUGAGUUGAGGAAAAAACCAAAAUAUGUUGUGGUAUUGGAUGAUUGUCAAUUAUCUCCGGAUGUUUUCAAUCAUCUCCCCAAUCUCUACUCGCUAAAAAUUGACUUAAGUCAAUGUGAAUAUGAAUUAGAACUGUCUCAUUUGGCUCAAGUCUUACGUUUGGUUCCAAAUCUGAAGAUAUUGCAUGUUUGUGAUAUGAAUUUUAUAGAAGAUAUCAAGAAUAUGGCAGAUUUUGAGAAAAUCAAAUUUAAUCUGAUAGAACUGAAUUGUAAUUCGGAACUGCUUCAUCUGCUUGAAUGCUUAACAUUAAAAAACCUGAAUUUAAGAUGGCAUUGUAACUUGCCAAUCGAAAGAAAAUUGAAGGUAUGUGAGUUUGUAAGCCAACAAAAGGAACUGGAAAAUCUCUCUUUAAACUAUCCAAAUGAUUUUUUUGUUCAUUUUAUAAGUUUGAAUUAUGAAUUCAAAUUGAAAAGCUUUACGUUCUAUUCAAACGCCAAUUUUAUGAAUUACGAAUCAUUCAUUCUUUUUUUGGAGCCACACAAGCAUUCUUUAAACUCUUUAAAGAUUCAAAUGUAUUCAUUUGAACAAUCUAAAGAUGCAAUUCGAGCAAUUCUUAAAUAUGUCAAGAAAAACGUUUUGAAUCUAAACGAAUUAGAAUUGGAUACAGUAUAUAAUGGCAAUACUGAAAGAGUUCAAAUCCUACCAAAGAAAUUAGAUUCGUUUGAUAAACUGGAAAGAUUUGGAUAUGCUGAUAUUUUCUAUUCUUUGGAAGAUAAUAAGCAACUUGUUGACAUGCUCCCUAAAAUGAAGCAUUUGUCUAUUAAAUCAUGUUUCUGUAAAGCUAUUGGACUUCUUGAAUAUGAAGCUACAAAACAGAAAUUAGAAUCAUUGGCAAUCUUCAAUUUCGACAAAGUAACAACUUCUAUAACUUUCUCAAAUCUCAAGGAAUUGUCUGUACACACAUUCUCCUUGAAUAGAGAUGGUUUUAAGAUGUUUAUUGAUCGUCAUUCAAAAAGCUUGGAAAAAUUAACGAUUGGAAAUGAUGAUGGUAUAAGUCCGCCAAUUGUUAAUGCAAUAAGCAGCAUAGAGAACCUUAAACAUCUCACAAUUGAUGUCUCCAAAAAAGACUUUGACAGAAUCAUGACAACGUUUCAAGACAUUUCAUUGAGAAGUCAACCGUUGACAGUUAUAUUCAAGGAUUAUCCUACAAUAGUUCGAUUUGAACUUCCAGAAGAUAAAAUCUUUUGGGGUGAUCAAAUUACUUUGAGUUGA